AGGAAGUACUUCUGGUCGUUAUUCACAUUGUGUUCAUCCCUUGGAGGUUUUUGUGAUACUGUAUUGGAGAUGUUUGUGAUACUGUAUUGGACGUGUUUGUUAUACUGUAUUGGAUGUGUUUGUGAUACUGAAUUGGACGUGUUUGUGAUACUGUAUUGGACGUGUUUGUAAUACUGUAUUGGAUGUGUUUGUGAUACUGAAUAGGACGUGUUUGUGAUACUGAAUUUAACGUGUUUGUGAUAUGAUAUUUUAAGAACCAGAUCAUAAAUAAAUCCAAGUGAAAGAGCUCUAUGCCAGCUGACUAAAACAAAAGACAAAUAAGUUUUGUUGUAGAUAGUUUAAUGUGGACCACCAGCAAUAUGAGAUAUAGGUGCAGGUACAAUUACAUAAUUAUAAUUAUUGUCAAAACAACUGAGUAGAAAUGUGUAGAAAUGAAUCAAGUUGUCUAGCUAUUUUAGGUGGUUCAUGCAAUGACAAUCAUGAACUCUGCGUCAGCUAAUUACUUCGAUUGAUUAUUGAAUAUCUUUAGCAAUGAUUAAAAACUUCUCUGAGAUGAGAAAGUUAAAAUUUGUCUUCGUAUUACACUUUAAGGUCAAUAAUCCGGGCGUCAAAAAUAUAGAGCUUCGAAAAUUAUAUCGCGUAAUUAAAAAAAAUAGUUAUGUGAAACGAGAAUUGCAAUGUGAUUUAAAGUGAAUACGGUCAAAUCUCUAAACAUAAACUUAAAAAACAACAACUCAGAACAAAGAUGUUCGUACGAAUCCCUUAUAGCCAUUUUAUAAAUAUUUAUUCUAUUAAAAUUCUAAUAAAGGCGGCUUUUUCAAUUUCAUUACGGAGCAAUGAAGGCGUCCUUUGAACAUCAUAAGGUUCUGCACGCCCUUUUCUUGACGAAUGUAACCACUCUAACAAUAUUUCCACCGGUACACAUACGUCCAACUCUACCCAUAUGUCCAACUGUACCAAUACGUCAAACUGUACCCUUGUGUCCAAUUGAAAUUCUCAAAUGGCGAGAUCAAAUAUAAUAAAGAACGCUUGAGUCAAAUGUCAAAAUAUAAUUAUGUUUGUGUUGUUUUCAGUCCUCAAUUUUGCAAAGUUGAGAACCACCCUCUACAAGAAAUUAUAGAUUUCUGCUCCAUUUCAUUGAUGUAAGAGUUAAAUAAAAAUCAAUAAUGCCACAAAGGUAAUCAAUGCGAUUGACGGGUCCAAGGACAAGCUUGGUAUUUAUAGUUUUCAUGAAUAAAAAAGUGUCAUGUGUUAUCAUAUAAGAAAUACGUUUCAUUGUUCACAGUAAGAACUCAACAAGGGAGCAGAAAAACGGUGUCUCGGCUGACUAGGAAGGAGACGGAACUUACAUUUGUGCUGUUAACUAUUGUUAACAUGGACCCAGAAGAGCGGGAGAUACGCCUGCAGGUAACUAAGGCUACAUACUGUUAACAUCUACCAUGGAAAGGACAGUGUUACUAUGUAUGUAUGAAUUUACUUUUGUUAAUUUAACUCACGAAAACCAAAAAACUGGUUUAACGUCAUGUUUGACAUUGUUAUUUCUCCUGGCCUAAAGAUGUCGCCUUGAGCGUAUGAUCAAUAUCACUUAACAUCAUACCCUGUAAUUUAACAAAUAAUAAUCCAAUAUAGAGAUGUAACGCUAAAAUGAGAUCAUUUUCAAAUGGCUUGGAAAAACGCUCUGUUAAUGCCCGGGCCACGACCGUUCAAGAUUAGUUUUUGGAUGUAUUCAUUUAUAAUGAGGCUUUAUUCAGAACGGUGCUCUUUCAAUGUUUGUUUUUAUUUAAUGGUAGCACGGUAGCACUAUAUUGUUUAAUGAUAAGUGUUAGGUACCGUUAUAAUAUUUUUAAAAAAAAUUGAUUGUCGUUUUAAAAUAGCUGGUUAACAAAUCAGUACCUAGCAAAGGCACACCGCCAUUGAUUAAAUUCUUUGUAAUAUUUAUAUUAAGAUCGAUAGCCUAACUAGUGCUAGUUACAUUUAACAAUUUAUAUUUACUAACAGUUCUGAUAUGAAGCGCAAACUCAAAUAUAUAAAAAAAUGCCAAAACUCUAUUAACUUAUAGCAUGCCAAUGCCUACACUAAUAGAAAGGUGAAAUCCACAAACAGACAGUGAAAAGUAUUUCUUGGAUAUCGUAGGUCUCAUUUCUUAUUGUACUACCGAUCACAGUCGACCUUCUUAUUCAUUGUCUACAGAGGGGGAGGGGAGUUUUCAGAAUCGAAACUCUAGCUAGAAGGUGAAGCGAGUAUUCUCUAUCUCUCUAUGUAAUACAAAGAGAAGAAGAAACUGGUGUUGACUGUAACAAAAAACCAAAGGGGAGAUAAUCCAAUAGCUUAUUUGAAACUUGAAACCACAACUCCGCGGUGAACUCAGGGCACUAACAAUUCAGAUUUUUUUUUUCAAAAUGAAUGUUUUUGCAAGAGCAAAUAUAAAAAUAAAAAUAAGUACACUUCUUUUAUACAAUAUAGUUCACAAUAAUUACUUACCAACUUACAAGAUAAACUGUUGCACAAUUUCAAAAUACAGUGAAAUUUGUUUCUUGAAAAAGUAUUAUGCAAUAAAAUUACCUUUGCCAUUAACAUGUUUAAUUUUCAAAUCAUACUCCGAUUUUGAUUUUUGGAAACAAUCGUUUUCAAAAUGUUUAGGGUUAGUCUUCAAUAAAAUCAAGAAUUGUCCGUAAUGAAUAAUUUGGAUAAAAAUCAAAUUUAUGCGAAGUAAGAAUCCAACCUAUUCAAGUAUUCUUUUUCUACUGUGGAAUAAUUCUUUUGAUGGGGAUAGCAUUUAUUGGAUAGGACAGGAUACUCUGGCCUGUGAGCAACUUCUUGAAACACGACCUCACCAGCGCCAACACCACUGGCACUUAAAGCUACUUCCAACUGUUUCUUAGAAUCUGACCAAUGCCAACACCACUGGCACUUAAAGCUACUUGCAACUGUUUCUUAGAAUCUGACCAAUGCCAACACCACUGGCACUUAAAGCUACUUUCAACUGUUUCUCAGAAUCUGACCAAUGCCAACACCACUGGCACUUAAAGCUACUUGGAACUGUUUCUUAGAAUCUGACCAAUGACAACACCACUGGCACUUAAAGCUACUUGCAACUGUUUCUUAGAAUCUGCUGCAUUGGAAACAGAAGGAUUGCUGCUUGACAAGUACCUUAGGCCUUCCAACCUCCAGGGCAUGUUAUCCUCUCUGAGUUGCCCUUGCCACCAGAGAAAUAUCCUCUUCAACACCAGGCACAGAAACAAGCAAAUCCCCUCUUCAUGUAUAGGAAUCAGAAUGAUCAAUAAAAUGAUCGUUGGCUCUUAAUAUGUAGAAAAAUAAGAAUUGUCUCCUGUAAAGAAACAUUUGGGAAAAUGGCGUGCUUUGAUUUCUGCUCAGCUGUUAAUAAAUGUCAUUUAAAUUCUAGAACUGGUUUUAUCUGAGAUCAAGAGCUGGACUUAGGUAUUUAGUUGUACAAAAAUGUCAUCUGAAUUCUAGAACUGAUGUCAUCGGAGAUCAAAAGCUGAAUGUGGGUAUUCAGUUGUACAUAAAUGUCAUUCGACACCUUGACCUGAUGUCAUGUGAAUCUAAAGAUAUUUAGUGCUCAAAUGUAUACAAAUGUCAUCUGAGCGCUAGAGCCAAUUCUAGUGAUGUCGAGUGAUCAAAUAUACAUAAAUGUCACCUGGGAGGUAGAGCGGAAUUUAGGGAAAUCACGAUGGAGGCAACCAGAAUUAAUAACUAGUGCAAAGACAUCAGGAAGAGUGUUGCCAAAUAUUUUUUUAGAUGUAGUUUAAAACCCUUGAUACAUAACUUUCUCAUUCAUAUAUGUCAUACAGAGCUUUGUCAUCUAUAUACGUCAUAAAUAACUUUGUCAUCCAUAUACGUCAUGCAUAACUUUCUAAUCCAUAUACGACAGACAAAACUUUGUCUAAAGGUACGCCGAGUUCCAUAUUUAUAAUGUUAACAUCCUCAUUGUGUUGAUUUCUUUAGGCCAGAGAAGUUUGUGAGUUAUUUAAGGGUCGAUUCAAGGAAGAAGAGAUGAUGAUGGUCAUUAAAGAAAUCGGAGGAAAACUUCCAGCAGUGGACUUCAUAUUAAAAGGUAAUUAUAAAUAGGAAAUUUCAAUCAAAUGAAAGAAAUCAAUUUCAUAAUUUGUUCUUUUGUCAAUCAUUUAUUUAGCUGAGAGAAUAUUGUUAUAAGUUAUUAUUUGUACGUUAAGGGCUCUUUUCCCAUUAUAUUUAUAUUUUUAUUGAUUUAUAAAUUUAUUUAUAAACUAUUCCCCCUUGUGUGGCUUUAGAAUUUGAAAUGUUUGCUUUAAAGUAUACCCAUUUUAGUACGCGCUUAACAGAGGAAUUAAUGUUCACACUAAAAAAAAAAAUUAACUGUAUACGAAGCUAGGCACUCAUAUUGUAAGUAUGUGGUCAUAUUUACUGUUUGGGAUUAGUUUGCAUACAACCGUAUGUUAUGUUGGAUACAGUUGGCACCAACAAUUUCAAAGUAAACAGUACUGAAACUUGAACACCUUGAAUGCGUCGCAUGUAUGUGAACGGUGUAUACUUUUGUGAACGAUGUAUACUUUUGUGAACGGUGUAUACUUUUGUGAACGGUGUAUACUUUUGUGAACGGUGUAUACUUUUGUGAACGGUGUAUACUUUUGUGAACGGUGUAUACUUUUGUGAACGGUGUAUACUUUUGUGAACGGUGUAUACUUUUGUGAACGGUGUAUACUUUUGUGAACGGUGUAUACUUUUGUGAACGGUGUAUACUUUUGUGAACGGUGUAUACUUUUGUGAACGGUAUAUACUUUUGUGAACGGUGUAUACUUUUUGUGAACGGUAUAUGCUUUUGUGAACAGUGUAUACUUUUGUGAACGGUAUAUGCUUUUGUGAACAGUGUAUACUUUUGUGAACGGUAUAUGCUUUUGGCGUAUACUAUAUUCAUUUAAGGAUAUUAUGAACAAUUUUUUUUUUUAAAUUUGAGAUGUUUUUAAAAAAUCAGUUGUCUGUCUACCUUAUUUCCCGUUGGUUAAUGAUCUGAAGAAAUUCAUUAUUAAUUAUUUGAAAUGGUUAGAUCAAUGACAAACAUGACAAUAUCAACCAGAAGAAUGACUGAUCUUCAGUCUGGGACCCAUUUACCCAGAAGAGCGUUAACAGGUUGGAGGCGGCCCAGCUUUAUCCUAAACCGCUAAAGGAAUACCUCUAGUGUUGGCAGCAUGCUGGAAACACUAGGCUGGUCACCAUUGGAGGAACAAAGACGACAAUGAAGGCUCUCCAUUAUUUACAAGAUAAAUAAUGGGCUGGUCCACUGUUCCAGUAUUAAACAGAAACUCGUCGCUCUCCCCCAUAGACAGCGACGAGGCCAUGACAGGCAAUUCAGGCUCAUACCAGCAAGAAGCCAGUAUAGGAGCUGCUCAUUCCUGCCCAAGACAAUCAGGGACUGGAACAAUCUUUCAAAGGGAACGGUUGAGGCGACAACACUAGACACAUUUGUGUCUAUUGCCUCAAGCCUUCAAACCCCUAGUGCAUGAUUACCUCACAAAGUGGCACUGGAAAUCAGUGAAAUUUCUUCAUCAACACCAGGAACAAAAACAUUGCAAAUCCCAUCUACAUGUAUAGGAGCCAAAAUGAUCAAUAAAUUGAUCGGGGGCCCUUAAGAUAUAGAAGAAGAAGAAUCGACUGAUUAGUUUACAAUUGUGCUUACUGCAGCGAUGAUUAUGCGGUACUAGUUAUGUAAUGAUCCUUACAAGUGUAAACUUUAUUUUAUAAACAUUGUUUGUGUUUCUUUGUGUAAACCGUUUAGGGAGUAGAGAAAUUUGACAGAUCUGUAACGUGGAUUUAAGUCUAAACACAGACGGAUGUAUGGAUGCCAAACAUGAAUUAAUAAUAGAACCAACCAUUAUAUUCCUCCAUUAAUUUUUUAAAAUUUAUUCAUUUAUUUUUUUGCAUUAAAAAAAAUGUGUUCCCCUUCUCUGUCCACUUAUGAACCAAACAUUAUAUUCAUCCAUUAAUUUUAUUUAUUUAUUUUUUUAUUUUUUUAUUUAUUUUUUUUUUUUUGCAUGAAAAAAUGUGUUACCCUUCUCUGUCGACUUAUGUUAUCAAGGCAAGCUGUAGUUAGAUUUAUUUAAGCUGCUUUCAAAGUUUAAGUAGUGGAUAUGUUUUCCGAAUCUCCAUUAACACUAACAAAUAUUUUUGUUUCUUUCUAACAAAUUCUCAAGAGGAUCCAGAAGUCGUUAGUCAAUUUCUGAAAAAGGUAAAAAAAUUCAAUUUAAUUUUUUUUUAAAUUUAUAAAUUUUGAAAUUAGAGUUGCACCGAUUAAUCGCAUAAAAUCUGUAAUCAGCACAUCGGGCCUAUUGGCCUCAUCGGCCCUUUUUGCCCAUUAAUCGAUCUUAGGAUAAGUUAAUCGUGUAAUCGGCCUGCUCAAAAUUGCAGAUUUAAAAGACCAGAAAAUUUUAGUACAAAUCUUGAUUUUGUUCAUGGAUCCUAAUUUUAUCAAGUUUUUUUUUACGAGUUUCGGUGUGUCCAAGGCUCAAAGCAUUACAUCAAAACUCUCCCCUCUCCAUUCACUGCCAAAUGGGUUUUUUCUGUGACGUAAAUGUUUACACAUAGUACGAUGGACACCAGAUAAUGGGACACUAAAUAAUAUGACACCUGAUAAUAUGACAAUAGAUAAUAUAACACUAUAUAAUAUGACGCGUGAUAAUAUGACACUUUAUAAAAUGAUGCAUGAUAAUAUGAAACUAAAUAAGAUGACGCGGGAUAAUAUGAUAAAAGAUAAUAUUUCGCGUGAUAAUAUAACACUAGAUAAUUUGACAUGUGAUAAUAUGACACUAGAUAAUAUGACGCGUGAUAAUAUUACAUCUGAUAAUUUGACACCAGGUAAUAAGACACGUGAUAAUAUGACACUAGACAAUAUGACACUUCAUAAUAUGACAUCAGAUAAUAUGACACCAGAUAAUUAGACACUAGAUAAUAAGACACUACAUAAUAUGACACUAGAUAAUAUGACACUAUAUAAUAUGACAUCAGAUAAAAUGACACCAGAUAAUUAGACACUAGAUAAUAUGACACGUGAUAAUAUGACACUAGAUCAUAUGACACUAGUUAAUAUAACACCAGAUAAUAUAACACUAGAUAAUAUGAAACUAGAUAAUCUGACACAGGAUAAAAUGACACUAGAUAAUAUGACAUCAGAUAAUAAGACACCAGAUAAUAAGACAUCGGAUAAUGUGAUCCCAUAUAAUAUGGCACAAGAUAAUAUGACACCAGAUAAUAUGAAACAGUGAUGAAGUGUCUGUAGAUGAAGUGUCUGUAGAUGAAGUGUCUGUAGAUGAAGUGUCUGUAGAUGAAGUGUAUGUAGAUGAAGUGUCUGUAGGUGAAGUGUCUGGGGAUGAAGUGUCUAUGGAUGAAAUAUUCGUCAUUCAAGUGACCUUCAGCGAAGUGUAUUGGUGUACUGCGUCAGUGAAUUGUCUUUGAAUGAACUGACCUGCCACCUUAUCAAUUUAACCUCAAAUAAUUAAAAUAUGGUAAACCUUUAAAAAAGAGUAAUUAAAAUAUUUCCAAUCUGUUCACUGUGAUAUUCUUCUCAAGCCAGGCGCCCGCUCCAAACAGCUCCAUUCCAUACAAGUCUUUGUUACUUAAUAAAUGUCAAAUAUCAUUUUUAGAUGUAUCUAUGGAUUCUAGAGCCAAUUUCCCACGUUAUUUGUAUCGCAGUACAGCUUUCAAUACCCAAUUUAAACAAAUCUAAAAUAUAUAUUUUGUUCAAUCGAAUUGAUUAUGAAAUAAACAGAGAAGUUACCUCAAUGCCAACUAGAGAAAAAACUUAUGGAGUUUCAAAUCUAAUUGCAUUAGACAUAUCCCCUGACAGAGCAAGAGCUAUGUGACUGCCAUGCAAGAAGACUCAAAGAAGCUGAGCAGUCAUCUGGACGAGUGGAUCACUAUUGAGUCCGGCAAGCGUCAGUUUGCAUGUGAAGGAUGUGUAAGGUUUUGGUGGAAACGUGUUCCGAUUCGAAAAGAGGUUUGUUUCAUGUGUUAUCAGUGUGAGAUAUCAACGUGUGUUAUCAACGUGUCUUAUCAACAUGUCUUAAUCAACGUAUCUCAUCAACGCGUCUUAUCAACGUGUCCUAUAAACAUGCCAUAUCAAAAUGUCUUAAUCAUCGCGUCCCAUCAACGGGUCUUAUUGAAGUUUCUUAUCAACGUGUCUUAACAACGUGUCUUAAAACAUGUCUUAUCAACACGUCUUAUCAACACGUCUUAUCAACGCGUCUUAUCAACAUGUCUUAUCAACAUGUCAUCUUUACGUAGGCCAAUGUAAAACGAUAACAUGACAAUGAAUGAUUUGGAAAAGACUGCGAUCAGUUUUACAAGUGAAGAAAUACGGAGUCAGCCAAAAUUGAAAUAAUGAAGAAAAAAUAAAGACCAAACCGAAAAGGAUGUAUCAGCCAAAAGCCUCUUUCAAUGAAUAGCAACUAAGAAUAAUUAAAAUAAAAUAAUAUUUAAAAAAGAAACUUAGCUUGAAGAAUGGAAUUUAAAAUCUCUAAUUUGAAGUCUCUAUUAAUUUUGAAUUUUCUAUUUUGAGUUCAAUAUUUAGAAUUCUCUAUAAUUUAAAGAGUCUCAUUUGAAGUCUCUCAUCUGAAGUGUCUCAUGUGAAGUUUAAGUUAGUGCUCAAGCAGGGCAUGAGAUAUAUGUAGCAUGUUAAAUGUUCCUCCAUGAUAAAAAAAAAACCAACAACAACACACAAACAAACAGAUGAAAUAAUUCUUGCAGGUCAGCAGAUGUCGGAAAUGUCAAGUGAAAUAUGAUGCCGUCCCUAGAGAGAACGAAUGGGGACUUGGUGCAUUUUACUGCUUGACGGAAAACUGUGGGAAGGAAUUUCUGUAAGUUUAGCACUUUACAAAUGUUGGGAAGACUUUUAGUUAGUAGUUUGUUGUAUUUUAGUCAUUUUUUUUUGUUGUUGCUGGAAACAAUAUUUCUUAUUUAACAAUAGAACAUAUAGUCUUGUAUCGGUAUUUGAUUGGUAUUUUAUCUUUUAUCAAAUUCUUUUACUGGUUCUUGCGUCGUAAUCGCACGUUCUUAAACAUAAGUCCUUUCCCAUUAGCAAUGUAAAAUUUAAUCCAGAAAACAUAAUAUCUGUCAGGAUGAACAUUUACUCAAACAUAUAUAAGAAGGAGAAGUAAUGCACAACCAUCUACUACAAGGUGCUUUCAUCGAUGGCUGAACCAAUGAAUGCACGAACGCCAAAGACAGUCUAGACGCUACGUCAUAAUUACCAUAAAUAUGCAUCACCAAUUUAAAGGCGGGAAAAGCGUUCAUUUAAGACUAAGUGUCGAAUCACUUCUGCACAAUAAAACAAAAACCCGGUGCGAAACAAUAUUAGUGAAUGCCUAUAUUCGACACAGAGAUAAAUACUUUUCAGACUUUGUUUCAAUGUCGUUAACGGGACUAGUGCCACCCGGGACGAGACUAGAAUUUUCUGCCCCUCCCCCCCCCACCUCACCCCAUUUUUUCGCAAGGAAAGAAUAUUAUCUUGGCCGAAGAUGCUGCAUCCUCAAUUUCGUUAAAAAGAGAAUUGAGCAAAUAGUUUUUGUCUUGGCAGACCACCGACCGACCGCACCCCCCAUUCCCUUUUUGUCCAACGCCACUGCUUAGAUUGGAACAAUAUACCAAAUAAAUUUAUCAAAUCAAAUUGAAACAGAUUUCAAAUUGAAAACAAGUUACUAGGAAAAGUAAUCAGGUACGGAGAGGCUCCAUUUAAAUGUGUUAAUGCAAAUAAAAUUCGUAACUGGCAGUUUCAAUUGCCCCCUCCCCCCUCCCCACGAUAUCUAUAUUUUUAGAAUCUAUCCUAGUUGUUCUGUACUACGAGAUAAUUAUUUAGAUAGUUUCUAAAAAACCUACUUAUUCACUAACAGAAAGUUUCAUACAGUUACAAGAAUGUACCAAAUAGUUGUUCGUUACUUAUACCUAGACAUAGAAAAUGGAUUUCAACAAAAUUAAUGUUGGAGUUGUUUCCAGAGAGUAUGCUGUGAUGAAUAUGUCAGAAAGCAUGUGUUUCGAU
Messenger RNA from Lymnaea stagnalis (great pond snail), 10024 nucleotides. The record is from the annotation of a GenBank genome assembly. NCBI's taxonomy places the organism in Eukaryota, Metazoa, Mollusca, Gastropoda, Lymnaeidae.